CGCCUUCGCCUCCGCCGCCUCCGCCGCCCUCCUUCUCCUCGCCGCACAUUCCUGCUAUGCAGUAGAGAACCCUUCGCAUCCUCACCACAGUAUGAGCAAUCUCACCUACUGUUCGGACGACGACUCCCGGUUGUUCUUCGUCCGAUUAUGAGCAAUCAGCUAGAGUCACGCUCGGAUCUAUGUCUAUCGAGUCAGCAUGACCAGCAGGCAACGGUCUUGGUCUGCCCACCAUGCUCUCGAACCUCGAUGUAUCUGCAAUCUGCGACUAUAUAAACCCAUCCAUCUACAGGCAGCCAAACGGCCAGACUCAUCAUGUCAGCGAACUCCUAUGAUUGCAUCGUCGUCGGCUCUGGAAACGCUGGCAGCAGCGCCGCCCUCUCCGCUAUCGAGGCUGGAUGCAAACGCGUCCUCAUUGUCGAGAAGGGCCCCGAGGAAUGGGUGGGCGGAAACGGCUACUUCACCGCAGGUGCGCACCGCACUGUCCACGGCGGCCUGCAGGACCUCUCUCCGAUUGUCACGGACGUUACGCCGGAGGUUGCAGCGACCAUCGACAUGGACCCAUACACGGCCGAACAGUUCACGGACGACAUCGUGCGCCUUUCGGAUGGACGGAGCAAUCCUGCGAUGGUGAAGGCGGUCGUGGACGGGUCCCGUAACGCGAUUGGGUGGUUGGCGCAGAAGGUCGGCAUGCCGUUCACUUUCUCCUUCAAUCGCCAGGCGUACCUGGUGAACGGCCGUCAGAAGUUCUGGGGCGGUAUGGUGCUCAGUGUUGUGGACGGGGGUAAGGGCGUCAUAGCGGCCCAUCGACGCGCACUAGAGAAGGCUGGUGUCGAGACGUGGUUCGAAGCCCCCGCUGUCGAACUCGUUGCACACGACGGGACCGUGGUCGGCUUAGUUGUCGAACGCGACGGCCAGAGGGUCACCCUCCACGCGCCUGCAGUCGUUCUUGCCUGCGGCGGCUUCGAGUCAAGCGCCGAACUUCGCGGGAAGUACAUGAGCCAAGAUUGGACUCGAGCCAAGGUCCGAGGCACACCUUAUAACACUGGCGACGGGUUUGCCCUCACACGCCCUGUGAACGCCUCGCUCACCGGGGACUUCUCCGCGUCUGGCUGCCACUCUACGUGCUGGGACGCCAACGCACAGCCCGACUGCGGCGACCGCGUGCUCAGCAACCAGUUCACCAAGUCUGGCUACCCGCUUGGCAUCAUGAUCAAUGCGCGCGGGCAGCGCUUCGUCGACGAGGGCGAGGACUUCCGCAACUACACCUACGCGAAGUUCGGGCGCGCAAUCUUGCACCAGCCGGGCGGGUACGCGUUUCAGGUGUGGGACAGCGAGGCCGUGGAGUGGCUCCGGGAGGAGGAGUACGGCGACGGUAUCGUCGAGAAGAUUUGGGCGCAGAGCAUGGAGGAGCUCGCGGAGGUCCUCUUGCAGAAGGGCUUGGAGGACAAGGCUACGUUCGUGCGCACCGUCGAGGCGUACAAUGCCGCCGUUCGCGUGUCCAAAGCCGAGAACCCCUCCAAGACCUGGGACCCCGCCGUCAAGGACGGACUGUCGACUGUCUCUUCCCAGCCCCAACCCAGCGUCGACCCGCCCAAGUCGAACUGGGCGCUUCCCCUCGAGCAGCCGCCGUUCCUCGCAGUCAAGGUCGCAUGUGGAAUCACGUUCACCUUCGGUGGUCUCGCGAUCGAUCCGGACACGGCGGGUGUCUUGGACGAGAAGGGCGAGCGGAUUCGCGGCCUGUUCGCCACAGGAGAGGUCGUGGGUGGACUGUUCUAUGGCAACUACCCAGGCGGGAGUGGCUUGACGGCCGGGGCGGUGUUUGGGAGGAAGGCUGGUGCGGAAGCUGCGAAGUUGGCCGCGCUACGCACCCAAAGGGCCUGACUGCACGUUCGAUGUGGGUUCGUAUGUCAUUUGGUUCGUUACACUUCUGACACCUUGUCGCCAUUAGUCUGCCAGGUAGAUACUAUAUGCCUCAGGGACUGCUGACGCAUGCGAUAUCAACGAUUCUAUGUCAACGUAGCAUCAUUUGCAAGGUUCAUCAGUUGCGCCACGAUAAUGGUCAACAAUCGUGCGCAUCUUCGGCGUGCUGCCAGGUGAGUUGCGUGUCAUAGAACCCCGUUGCCCCUUGAGGCU
This is a messenger RNA of Rhodofomes roseus, 2133 nucleotides long. Its product is annotated as FAD binding domain-containing protein. Lineage: Eukaryota; Fungi; Basidiomycota; Agaricomycetes; Polyporales; Fomitopsidaceae. The transcript has 2 exons. The record is from RefSeq and is a predicted model, not a curated record. Bases 313 to 1881 code for a protein of 522 amino acids.